UUUCAGUCUUGGAUGGCCGAAACCAAAGAUAUUGCUCCUGGAACAUAUAGCCUUGAACUUGGCAAGACAUUCACCGAACAACGACGUACAGAUGGACCUUCUUAUCACACGCUUCGCUAUGACUUCAAGCCAAUGUCUGUUGCUUCAUCGGAUUCUGAUACAUACAUAGCACUUGGAGCUAAUGGAGAUGUUCAUGUUGCCGUUCCAACAGAAGGGGAAAACAUGACAGUUUUCAAGGGAUCCAAGAAAGAUGCGAAAGCAAAAGAGUGUUUACUGUUUUUCGAUAAGAAGACGGGAAAAUUACGCUUGGAAAAGAUCAACUCAAAUAUCAACGUGAAAAAGACCCGAGAUUUGGACCCAUCAGUCGAGAGUGUGUUACGUUCGGAGAUGGCUCGGUUGCGCACUGCACGAAUAGAUCGUCCGCCUCCUCCAGAGCCCAGCAGUUCUUCCUUCCCUGGAGCCGAUAGCAGUAGUUCAUCUGACUCUUCUAGCGACGAUAGUGAUAGCGACAGUGGCAGUGGUUCUGAUGAUGAGAGCAAACCCAAAACUGGAGGCGAUUCUAAUUCAAGCUCGGCAAACAGUGAUGUUGAAAGUCAGAUACUGGAAAGCAUGAAGGCUAGCGGACCAGCCCCAGCUCCGUUUAAUGAAAGUAUCGAUAUGCCGGCGUUGGACACUAUCUCGCAGCCUCCACCUCCACAACCUGCCCAGCAGAAUAGCUACCAGCCCAGGCCACCUCCACCUAAGACCGAUCACGGAGACCUGGGUCUGAAUCUAAGCGAAAGUUCUGAUGAUGACGAGUGAACUUGUGGAUCAUUGUGGUUGAAUUGUUCUUCGAUUGUGUGGCAAUGUAAUUUUUUUGCUUAUCUGCAUUGAUCUUUGGGCUGGUGGUAGAGUAAUCGCGGCGCCGCGGUAGUGGCUACCAUUAUUUGCAGGCUAGACUUGUCUAUUAUGAAAUUUACAGCAGUGGGGUACUGUAAUAAAAUGAACU
Messenger RNA from Cylicocyclus nassatus, 988 nucleotides. The record is from the annotation of a GenBank genome assembly. NCBI's taxonomy places the organism in Eukaryota, Metazoa, Nematoda, Chromadorea, Rhabditida, Strongylidae.